This is a messenger RNA of Solea solea (common sole), 1271 nucleotides long. RefSeq names its product transmembrane protein 271-like. The record is from RefSeq and is a predicted model, not a curated record. The transcript has a single exon. NCBI's taxonomy places the organism in Eukaryota, Metazoa, Chordata, Actinopteri, Pleuronectiformes, Soleidae. The coding region runs from base 486 to 1271 and encodes 261 amino acids.
UUGGGGGCCUGUGGUUCAGUGGCCAUUGGUCCACAGGACACUUAAGCAUCUCGGGCAGAAGCAGCCGCCUCCUCCUCCUCCUCUGCUGCCACAGUAUUCAGCUCGCGGACUGCAGAUGGAUGAGGCUCUCUGUCAUCAGGAGGAGGAGGAGGAGAGCAGAACAACUUUUGGUCAGGAGAGUGCUUCCAGACUGAUGGGCGGUUAGGUGAUGUGGGGCUGAAGUGAUCAUUGUUUGUGUGGCCAGAAUGGAUUAUCGAUAAGAGCCAAAAAGGAGCGCGUUCUUGCCAUUAAUUAUUUAUAUAUUCCUGUAAAGCGGCGGGGAUGCGAGAGAGACGCCACAGCGGCGAGGAUCGGCCGCUCUGAGCCGGAGGAGUCAGCGGCAGAUGAUGCCCCAGUGUGAGAGCGCUUCCCGGGGAGACGAAGGAGAGGACGAGGGAGGAUGAAGAAGCGGGGAGAGAGCUCGAGAGCGGCAGAGGUGGAAUAUAAUGAAGUUGAGUGGGAAAGGACUGUGCACCGUCCUCUCCAGCACCCUCCUCUUCGUGUGCGCCCUGAGCGAAGUUGUGGUUGGAUUAAGAUGCGUCUCGCUGGGAUCUACGGUGAAGGCGCAUUUCCACCUUGGCACCGCGGCCGGGGCUUUUUACUCUGGGCUACUUGUGGGAGUCGGGCAGGUGCUGCUGGGCUCUGCACUGGUCUGUUGCGUGGACAGACCCGGCUGCAGGAAUUUCUUUCUCCUUGGUGUUGUGGUCUUCUUGCUGGGAGUCCUCACCGCCUUCUCCGGCGCGGUGGUGGACGGGGACACGGCGUCUCUGGUGGAAAGGAAAUAUUCCCAUUACUGCUUCCACUCUGUGUUUGUGAACCCUGCCUGCGAGCAGCUGAGGGAGUACCAGCGCAGUCUGGUCAUCUCCACGGUCCUCAGCACGCUGGAGUGUCUGCUCGGGCUCAUCAACCUGCUGACCAUCAAAAGGUACAAGGCAGCGCAGUUUUCUAGGAGCAGACAGUGUCAGAGGCAGAGGCAGAUCCUCUUCAGUGAGGAGCGCGACUGCUCCUCGGCGGAUUUUCAGCCGGUGUCUUACAUCAACCUGGGUGUUUUUAGUGUGUUUGACGAGACAGGUGCAGAAGUGCACUGCGCGGGACACCCGUCUAUCGAGCUGCCCGGGUACGCACCCGCGGACCCGGAGCUCAACCACUGCUUCCCGUUCUCUUUCCCACUCCCCAGUGAACUGCCGCCCGCUUAUGAAGACAUUUUCCCCGCUGAGGCAUGCAACACAUAG